This is a messenger RNA of Auanema sp. JU1783, 651 nucleotides long. NCBI's taxonomy places the organism in Eukaryota, Metazoa, Nematoda, Chromadorea, Rhabditida, Rhabditidae. The record is from the annotation of a GenBank genome assembly.
AUGCUCUCUUCUCUUCGUACUGUUCCUCGUCAGGUUUCAACCUUGGUUCGAAGAAAGCAUACUUUACCGGACUUGGCUUAUGAUUACAACGCUCUCGAGCCUGUAAUCUGUUCCGAAAUUAUGCAACUUCAUCAUUCUAAGCACCAUGCUACCUACGUGAACAACCUGAACAUGAUUGAAGAAAAGCUUCACGAAGCUGUAAGCAAAGGAAACGUUAAGGAAGCUAUUGCACUUCAGCCGGCACUCAAAUUCAACGGAGGAGGACACAUCAAUCACUCCAUUUUCUGGACCAACUUAGCUAAGGAUGGAGGCGAGCCUAGCUCUGAACUUCUGAGUGCCAUCAAAAGAGAUUUUGGAUCUCUGGAGAAGAUGCAAGACACUCUAUCAACUUCAACCAUAGCCGUUCAAGGAUCAGGAUGGGGAUGGCUUGGAUACUGUCCAAAAGGAAAGGCGUUAAAGAUCGCUACCUGUGCCAACCAAGAUCCUCUUGAAGCCACAACUGGUCUCGUUCCCUUGUUCGGAAUUGAUGUAUGGGAGCAUGCUUAUUAUCUCCAAUACAAGAACGUCCGUCCCGACUACGUUAAAGCUAUUUGGAAGAUCGCCAAUUGGAAGAAUGUUAACGAGAGAUUCGCAAAUGCUCAAAAACAAUAA